UUUUAUACUCUAUGGUAAUGUUCUUAAAAAAGCUGGGGUGGCGUUAUCAUUUUACAACAGUUUAAUAUUAAAAGUUAGAAAUUACUCAAUUAAACACCAUGGGCAGAUCCAGAUCAAGAAGUAAAUCACCAAGGCGACAUCAUAAAAGCAGUAAACAUUCACGUAAGAAAAGUAGGUCUAAAGAUCGCUCUUCAUCCAGAAGCAGGAAUUCAAAACAUGUUGAAAAAUCUAAGGAAAGAAGUUCGAAAUCAAGAAAACGGUCACGUUCAGCAUCAACAUCUAGUACGAGCGAUGCAUCAUAUGAUGGCAGCAGAAGAAAGAAGUCUAAGGGACGCAGCAAAAUGGACGAAGUCGAUCGGCUAGCUGAAAUGGAAAGGCAAAGACGUGUUAAAGAAGCUGAACAAAAGGAACCCCUGCCAGGCACAAGAUCUGCUACUACGCCCUCUAAAAUACUAAAGGUGGUUGAAGAAGAAGCCGCAAAACGAAUAGAAUUACUCGUAAAGAAAAGAGUCGAAGAAGAAUUAGAAAAACGUAAAGAAGAAAUUGAACAAGAGGUGGCGAAAAGAGUGGAGGAAGCUAAACGGAAGAUGGAAACAGAAAUGAUGCAAGAGCUGGAGCGACAACGAGAGCAGCAGCGGCGCGAGGAGCUAGCCAGACAGGAGGAAGAAGCUCGUAAAAGGAAAGAGCUGGAGGAAAUCAUGGCUGAAAAUAACAAAAAAAUUGAAGAGGCACAACGAAAGUUGGCGGAAGAAAGGUUAGCAAUGAUAGAGGAACAAAGAAAAAUGGAUGAAGAAAGACAGAAGUUGAAAAAAGAACAAGAAAAGAGAGUUAAAGAGGAACAAAAGAAAAUAUUGGGCAAAAAUAAUUCAAGACCCAAAUUGUCAUUCUCUUUGAAACCCUUAUCAUGAGUCUUGUGUACAAAUGGUAACGUGAAAGAACCAUGCACUCGAAAUAUGUAUAUAAUUGUUCCUUUUAUAAUUUUUAUAACAAACGUUUUGCGGAUAUUUAUAAUUAUGAAGAUAAAAUACAAAAUGAAAAACAGUUGACAAUUUUAGAUAUCUGAAAUUGUUAGUAAAAUUUGCCUUACAAUAGCUAGAAAAAACUAUAACUUAUAAGAUUUCAUAUUUGCUCAUGUACAAUAGUUUAAAAUAGUUCAAUUUGACCUCGAAGUUAGUAAAUGACGCUAGUUGACAUUCGUAGAUAAAAUUAAUUGAUCGUUGAUAGUAAGUUGUUGAAAUUAUGUAUAGUGCUGCAAAUUUAUCUGACCUGGUGAGCAAAAAAAAAUUACAUUAUGUAUCAUUAUCUCUUUUUUUACAGCUAACCUCAAACUGCACAUCUUGCACUAAGCCAGUUCAAUUUGUAAUACUAUAAAUGAUAAUCGUGUUGUGAUUGAUGGUAGUAAAGUUACUUGUAUUGAGAUUGUGAGUUUAAUUGCCUUAAAUUACAUAUUGGCCAAUGGAGAUAUUUCAAAGGAAGUUGAAAUAUUCAUCAAUAAUUUUUAGAUGUGUUUCAGAAUGCAGAUGGUCAAUGUAUUGCGAGUCUAUAAUAAUUAGGGAGAAUCUUGUGUCAAUUUGUCCAUUUUGAUACAAACACACUACCUAUUAUAUUUCGUACUUAGAUCCUAAUUUCAAGCAAUAUUACUAUAAAAUAAAUAAUUUUUAUACUUAGUAAAUUAAUGAAAAUUAUUGUCAUCGCGACAUGGUCUUUUUAAUGUAGAAUUAUCUGAUGUUCUUUGGAACAAAACGGCAACAAAAGAUUCGAUAUUAUGUAAAAGUAAAAUUGUUAAUUUUUAUGGUUUCCAAUAUUGUUAAAAUAUGGAUUAUUUUUUAUUUAUCUAAAUUACAAUGUUUUUUUUCGGUGUCCAAUAAGAGUUUAUGUUGGCGUAUUUUGUGUCAUGGUUCGUUUAUGUUUGUAAUUGUCGUAAAACAAUAAUUUUAGUAAUAAUGCGGAAAUAGAAGUAAUUGAUCAAUAAAUUCCUUAUGUUCGUGUUUAAUUUAAUUACUUUAUAAGUUUAAAGAUGUCCUCGGCGCAAGAAAAGUCAAGCAUCACCGUUAUUCACCAAAUUACUUGUAAGAAAAUGUCGCAUCAGAUGGUCAUAAAUAAAUGAUGUCAUUAUUAA
Molecule: messenger RNA, 2119 nt
Organism: Papilio polytes (common Mormon)
Lineage: Eukaryota; Metazoa; Arthropoda; Insecta; Lepidoptera; Papilionidae
Gene: Arglu1
Product: UPF0430 protein CG31712-like
Exons: 6
Coding region: 99-908 (269 amino acids)
Cellular component (GO): mitochondrion; nucleoplasm
Molecular function (GO): cadherin binding
Source: RefSeq, a predicted model, not a curated record